Messenger RNA from Olea europaea var. sylvestris, 865 nucleotides. Its product is annotated as dehydration-responsive element-binding protein 1B-like. Bases 55 to 729 code for a protein of 224 amino acids. The transcript has a single exon. Gene Ontology annotation, biological process: regulation of DNA-templated transcription. The record is from RefSeq and is a predicted model, not a curated record. Gene Ontology annotation, molecular function: DNA-binding transcription factor activity; DNA binding. NCBI's taxonomy places the organism in Eukaryota, Viridiplantae, Streptophyta, Magnoliopsida, Lamiales, Oleaceae.
UCCACAGACAAAUAUAAUCAAAUCAAUUACAUUAUAACCAGCUUGUCAAGAUUAAUGGAUAUUUUCAACAAGUUCAACUCGGACCCAGUUUCUUGUGUGCAAGAUUUCUCGUCCUUGACUGAAGCACCAGAGUCUUCAUCUUUAUCUGAUAAUAGCAAUAGCGUUAAAAGAGCCACUUUUUCUGAUGAUGAAGUUUUGCUAGCUUCAAACAACCCGAAAAAGCGUGCCGGGAGGAAGAAAUUCCGCGAGACGAGGCACCCUGUUUAUCGGGGAGUGAGGCGGAGGAACUCUGGUAAGUGGGUGUGUGAAGUCAGAGAACCCAACAAGAAGUCAAGAAUCUGGCUGGGAACUUUCGCCACAGCGGAAAUGGCAGCGAGAGCUCACGACGUGGCGGCAAUAGCGCUUCGCGGUAGGUCAGCGUGUUUAAACUUUGCUGAUUCAGCUUGGAAGCUGCCGGUUCCGACCUCCACUGAUGCUAAGGACAUUCAGAAAGCGGCAGCAGAAGCGGCCAAGGCCUUUGGGCAACCAAAUUCCGAGUCGGAUGCGAGGGAGGAAGCUACCGCUAUAUCGCAGGAAAAUGUGUCCUUUUCCGAUGAGGAGGAUCUUUUCGGAAUGCCUGGAUUGAUUGACAAUAUGGCUGAAGGGUUGAUGCUACCUCCACCUUACUGCAUGGACACUGAUGUCGUGGAUGCAUAUGCUGACAUGUCUUUAUGGAGUUAUUCCAUUUAAUUUUUAUAAAUUAUUUAAUGUAUUGAGUUAGUUUAAUUAGUUUAGGUUCCUUCUUAGCCGUGCUUGGUUUUUUGAUUAGUAGUACGGAUAAGUGACAUGGAUAAAUAUGAUUGUAUAAUGACAAAAAAAAAAAAAA